AAGAACAUAUAACAUUCAGCUGCUUCAUCAUCAAUAAGCUGCUACAUAAUUUACGAACUUGUGAUUAACUUAAUUGAAUCUAAGGUUAUAUAUUUUUUGUACUCAAAGUUCUAAAUUUGAAAAAAAAGGAACAGGGUCGUCUUCUACUAUUGACUAUCGGCCAUGAGUGGUCAUAUUUCCUGUAAGGAAGUUGACAGACAGACUAAAGACAGAGACAGCUUCUACAUCUGAAUAACAUGGAUCACACUCUUCAAUGUGUCUUUCUCCUCUUCUCAUGUCAAUAUCAAGGAUCUAGUGCUGUAACGUCUUUGUUUGUGAAGAAGGGAAGUGACGCAUGGCUGGAUGUUCAGGAAGCUGUUCCUGAGAGGUUUGCAUAUAUCGAAUGGAACGUCAAUGAAACAAAUUUAGUUUUUUUUCGGCCUGGUGAAGAACCAAUUGACACUAAAACAGUAGAGUUUUCAAAUACAAAUUACACUUUGAAACUGAAAAAUGUGCAAGAGACCGACAGUGGAGAUUAUACUGCAGUAGUUUUAGAGGCUCAAAGGAAAAAAGUGGCUGAAUACAAAGUCAUAGUUCAAGCUCCAGUGUCUCCAGUCAGUCUGACUGUGGACUCAGUGUCUAAGAGCUCAGACUCCUGUAACCUCACUGUGACCUGCAGGACACAGGACUCUCACAUCAGCACCACUUUUACAUGUGUCAAUCAAAUCUGCAGUGAAGAUGGAGACAGAGCAAAAGCUACAACCUCUGGUGCUGAUCUUCGUGUCUACCUUCAGAAUGACUCCAUCAACUGUAACCAUAGCAACCAUGUCAGCCGGACCACAAACCAAGGAGCAAAGAUGCAGGAUUUCUGUCAUCAAGCUUCAGGGACUCUCUCUGCUGGUUUCCCUCUCUGUCUGGUGAAGAUGGUCGUGUUCUCUGUUGGCCUGAUCAUCAUGACGUCUGCCGUCAUCACUGUUCAUCUCAAGGAGAGGACCAUGAAGAGAAAACUCACCCAGGAGUCUUCUACUAGUGUCAUCACACAAAACUCACAUUAAUCAUGAACUUUAACAUUCACUGCACAUUAGGUUUCAUGUUAACACUUCACAUUCUGUUACAUUUCACACAAGAUGUAGUACAAAUACAUUAAAAAUAUAAUUAAAAUCAUCACAGGGUUUUUGAAUCAGUUCUUCAAAAUAAGGGGAAGCAUUUAGAACAACCAGGAAGGACAUGAUGAGUACAGAGAACUACAGUAAAGAGAUUCAUAAAACAAUUAUUAAUAAAAACCAGAACCUGAAACAAAACAAAAAGUUAAUUAAGGGGCAACAAACAAACUUCAAUCAUAUAUUGUAUAUUAUUUAUGUCUUUUUCCUAGUUUUAAUUUUCAAAUUUUGUACAAUAAAAAUCAUUUAAACGUGG
Molecule: messenger RNA, 1395 nt
Organism: Betta splendens (Siamese fighting fish)
Lineage: Eukaryota; Metazoa; Chordata; Actinopteri; Anabantiformes; Osphronemidae
Exons: 4
Coding region: 237-1034 (265 amino acids)
Source: RefSeq, a predicted model, not a curated record